Molecule: messenger RNA, 3477 nt
Organism: Plasmodium falciparum 3D7
Lineage: Eukaryota; Apicomplexa; Aconoidasida; Haemosporida; Plasmodiidae
Source: RefSeq, a predicted model, not a curated record
AUGGUUUAUAAAAAUUUUGAUGAUGAAGUAGGAAAAAGGAAGAUAUUCCUAAAUAAUAGGAACUGCGAAGAUUAUUCAAUAAAUGAAGGAAUAAAAAUUAAAAUGGAGGACUGGAGAUCUGAAAAUAAAUAUAAUAAUAUGCAUAAUGAUAAGUAUAAGCACGAUAGAGAUAUUUUAAAUAAAUAUAGUUACCAAAUAGAUAAUGUUAAAAAAAAGGAUGAAAGGGAAUAUGGAAAUUAUAAAAUGAAUGACUAUGAUAGGAGAGGUACGAAUUUAUAUGGUGUGACAAAAGAUUAUGAUGAUAAUAUGGAAAUUUAUAGAGAAAGGUGUGAGACUAAAAUGAAUGAAACAUAUACAAAGCCAACAGAUGAAUAUAUUGAGGGUUCAAAAAGAAGGAUAUCUCAAAGGGAUAUUAAGGAAUUAUUAAAUAAAUAUAAUAAGAAAGAUGAGUAUUACCAUGAAAAUAAAUAUAUUACAAAUGAUAAACGACAUACUUAUCAUAAUUUCAAUAGGAAGUAUGAUUCCUUAAAUCAGACUAAUAAUAGUAUGUUGGAUUCUGAAAAUAAAAGAAGAAAUAAUUAUUCACAUGAUGAUUUAACACGUGAUAAAAUAAGGUAUCACUCAAAAAAUAGUCGUCAUUAUAAUUUAGAUAAAAGUCAAAAUAGUGUUAACAUGAAUUAUAUUAAUAAUAACGAUAUUAACAAUUUAAAAAUUUUUAACCGUAAAGAAAAAGAUAAGGGGAGAUACAAUAGAAUAAAUGAAAAUGUGGAAUAUUGUAAAAAAAAUUUUAAUAAUAUAAAUUUACAUAAUGAAGUAUCGUCCACAUUUGACAGUGAUGAAUAUGAAAAAUAUAAUAUUAGGAAUCAUGAAAGGAAAUUAUCACCAAAAAAAAAAAAUCAAUAUAUUAAUUAUCAUAAUAAUGAUAAUAAUAUAUUUGAGAAUUCUAUUUCCCCCUUAAGAAGAUAUGCGAGUUUGAAUAAAUCAAUGGGAUAUAAAAACAGUUUCAAUGAUAAUUUGAAUACCCCAUGUUAUAAUAAAGAGUAUGAAAAUAAUAAAAGAAAAACUGAGUUGAAAGAUUAUGAACAUAAUAAACUUAAUGAUACUUAUGAAAGGGAUAAAAAGAAAUCUUUAUAUGACACCUUUUUUAAUAUUACAGAAAAGUUAGAGAGUAUUAAAAAGGGGAAAGAACAAAAUGGUAGUUUACAAAAAAAUGAGGAUAAAGAAAUUUUUCAGGAAGAGGAAAAAAACGAAUAUUAUAGUAAUGAAAAUAAUAAUAAUACAAUUAAAAAGAAAUGUAACUUAUUAUACCAUAAGAAUGAUAUAUUACAUGAUAUGCCAAAUUAUGAAAAUAUGCACAAUAGUUAUAUAUAUAAUAAUAGGGAUAGUUUUAGAAAUAAGGAGGAUAAAGAACAAAAUGAUAAUAAUUAUCAAGAGGAGGCACCUUUUGAUUUUUUUAUAAAAAAAUAUCCUUCGAUGUCAAAAAAAAAUAAUAUAAAAAGAAAUGAUAUUAAUGUGGAAAAUAUAUAUAAGGGUGUAACCUGUUUUGAUGAUAUUUUAAAAUAUAAUUCUGAGGAUUCUAUAACGUGUGAAGACGAUAAACAUAUAUUGAAAAAUUUAAAUAAUAAUAUAAAUAAUAAUAUAAAUAAAAAUAUAAGUAGUCAUAUAAAUAGUAAUAUAAAUAAAAAUAUAAAUAGUAAUAUAAAUAAGAAAGAUACGAAUGAAAAUUAUCAAGAAAAAAUUCAGGAAAAUUUACCUAUGGACGAAGAAUUCACGAAUAUAAAAAAACCAAAUGCAAAUUUAGAUGAUACAAGUUUAUCAUCUAAUAAUUUAAAAAGUACACAACUACAUAUGAGCGCAAUAUCACAUGGAUCAAAUGAUUAUUCCACUUUAUAUGAUUACACAAAUUAUUCAAAACAUCCAACAAAAGAAUCAUAUAGUGAUGAAAAUUUAUAUAAUGUAUCGAAAUAUGAACAAUAUAUGUUAGACAAAAAAUUAAACAAAAGUUCUAUGGAGGAAAAAAAGAAAAAGCAAUAUGAAUAUAAUCUUUUUCAAAGUAUGCCAACAAGAAAUUGCAGAAAUGAAAUAUCUUAUAAUAAUAAUAAUAAUAUGAAUGAUUAUUAUAAAAUUAAUAAAACAUAUAAUAUAUAUGAUAUGGAUAAUAUGAAUGAAUAUCAUAAUUUUUAUAAAGAUAAGCAUUUACGUAAUAAAAACGAAUUAGUAGAUUUAUCUAAAUUGAAAUAUGAUAUAGAUAGGGAUAUAUUUUUACAACAACAUAAUGAGGUAUUACAGAGUAAUAUUUUUAAAAAUAAAGAUAUGGAUGAAAACAUCAACAGUGAUAAUAAUAAUAAUAAUAAUAAUAUUAAAUUAUCUACUUCCCGUUUUGGUAAAAUUAAUAAAUCAAAUGAUAACUAUAUAAUGAAUGAUACCAAUCUUUUUAGUGAUAACCAAAGAUAUUUUACAAAUAAUAAUCCAUACGUUAAUAAUUAUUAUUAUAAGAAUAAUAAUCAUAAUGGUGAUGAUAAAAAUUUACAUAUGAUGAAUAAACUCAAGUACUUUGAUCAAGAACAUUUCAUUAAUGAGGUUAACCCUAAAUAUUUUAAUUCAAAUAUAAAUAAAAUCAACCAUUACAAUUAUAAUGGUAAGAAUAAUAACAAAAAUAAUAUUAAUCAAUAUGAGAAUGAGAAUGAUAAUAUUAAUAUAUAUAAUAAAAAAUAUAAUUCUUUACCUUACGAAGAAGAUGAAAAAUAUACAAGUAAUAUUACAAAUAUGGUGGAAAAUGAUAGUGAUUAUAUUAUUAAAAAUAUAGGUAAAAAGUAUAUAUUAAAUGAAGAUAGUGAUCAAUUAAAUAAAUUAUUAGAACUAAGAAAAAACAACAAAAAAAAAAAAAUGAGAAUUCAAAAUAAUCAAAAAUAUUCAUAUCAAGAUCAUUUUUAUUUUGAUGAUGAAGUAAAUGAUAAAUAUAUAUCUAAAACAUUAAAUGAAAAUGAUAUGAAUACUAGCUAUAAUAGUUUUAAUUCUACAUAUAAUAAAAGGAAUAAUAUGUCUGAUAAUUGUAAUGAUAACAUUUUUAAUUUUUUAAAAAAAAAUCGUUCAUACACUAGACCAAUGAAUAUUGAUGAUUUUAAUAUGGAUGAUGAAGACCAAACCGAACAAGAUAAAUAUAAUGAUGAUGAUUAUGAUGAUGAUGAUAAUAUAAAAAAAAAAUUUAAAUCCAAAAAAAAUGCAGACUUAACAUAUAAUGAAAUAUUUUUUCUAAUAUUUAUAUAUUUUAUAAAAAUUAUUUGUAUGUUUGGAAAAUAUGUAAUACAAGUUAUAUUAUUCAUUUCUUUUUUUAUAUAUAUUUAUUUUAAAAAAAAACCUUAUAAGACUAUUUGUACUACAGUAUUGGUGUCUUUUCCAGUCCUAUUGUUUUGUUUAUCAUUCAUCAUAUUAUCAUAUAGAAGUUUUAAUACAGAGUAUUUUGAUAAGGACAUAUAA